CACACGCAAGAUACGCACAAAUGCUUAUUCGCAGCAGGAGAAGGAAAGGAGCAUCAUGCAUCUUCAGCAGUUUUAGGAUCUUUUUUUGUGUUUUACUGAAUACAUCAUAUCUACAGUUUAAUCGCCGAUCCAUACUUUGUCGACGGGAAAUACCUCAUAACAAACUGACACCAGGCAGGGUCAAAGUGGAAACAUGGCGAUCAGGUGUUAUUAUGAAAACAAGGUGCCCUUAUACAUCAUUCUUGUGAACUACUGUUGUGUUCUUGCCGUUUCGAAAGUCGGCUCUUUUGAUUAUGUUUACUGGCCUUUAAAUGGAAGUGAAGAAGACAUUGGGUACAAAGACUCGGAAUUUACGAAUGAUCGAUGCUCCGAAAGCAGGUCGCUUAGUUUCCACAGAGGAACCAAUGCCACCUCCGUAAAAGCUCCUUGUUUGGCCCUCAAUGAUGAAAGUUUUACCUUCUCCCUUUGGUUUAAGUUUGCUCCGGAUGGCUUGACCAAUCAAACGUUUUAUGCGGACAAAAGAAACAAAAAAAAUGGUUUCUACUUGUACGUUCAGGACCAAGUGAUCCGCUUGACAGUGAUUCUAUACACCGAUCGCAGCGACCUCUUAAAAAGCAACGGAAAAAUCGCAUAUAACACUUGGACACACCUUGCUAUAACAUUCAGGGAAGAAGAUCGUAACCUCAUCCUCUACAUCAACGGAAAGAAGCAGAAAGAUGCAUCACUUUGGCAAAGAAUUGAUUAUUUCUCCGGAGCACCGACAUGUACCAUAGGAAACUUGCCUGAUGGUUGGCGCAACAGAACUUUUCAGUUAUACGGAUCGGUGAUGGAUCUGUAUUUACUAAACUCUUCAGUGACUGAUGAUAAUGUCGACGCUCUUAGAGGUUUCCCAGUUAUAGACAAAAACACAAAUCAAGUAAAGAGUUCCAUUGUGUUGGUGAAGUGGAUGCCCCCUCUACAGGGACAGUGCCCAGUGCAUGCUUACAGCAUAUACUAUAAAAACAGCGCUAUCAAUUGGACGUCAACAUCGCCUCGAAUGCUACCAAAGAACUCAACCACGUACCAUCUUCAGCUUUUCUGUCGGACAGCAUACCAGAUUGCAAUGACAGCGUGGAAUUCAAACGGAGAGUCGUCUCUGAAGGACAGCAGGGUCUGGAAAGUAACCACUGGUGGAGACAAACCAAUUCCCCCUGUUAUCACGAAGCUGGAAAUGUCUGCCUGUGUAGUCAAUCUUACAUGGACUGUCAGUGAAGAUGCCUCAUGUCCGCUCACCAAGUACUCUAUUUACUACAGACACGAAAAAUCCUCUUGGAAUAAGAUUGAAAUUAAUGAAGUGUCAGUAACUAGCCAUCAGUGGUCAUUACGGUGCGACACACAGUAUGAGUUUGCAGUGUCUGCUUGGAAUGAUGUGGGUCAAAGCAACUUCUCAGCUACUUGGCGAAAAAAGACCCAAAUCGAUCCAGGUAAGACAGGUUUUAUGGGCUGGCCGAUAAUUGGUAUUAUCUUGGGAUGUAUCUCCGUGUUCCUAAUAAUUUUAGUGAUGUUCAGCUGCCACAGAAGAAAAAAGAUCAGAAGACUAAACACUGCGAGGAAAAAAAGGUCCAAGUCAGACAUCACAACUCUUCAAUAUUUGGAAGUUUGGCCUGAGCAGGUGACUUUGCUCGAAGAACUGGGCCGAGGAGCAUUUGGAAAAGUUCACAAAGGAGUGCUAAGGGAAUCCCCAGGAGUGGAAGUUUUCUAUCACGGCAUUCGAGAGAAGCGCGUGCCAUUCAAGGAGGGAAAAGUUAUUGCUGUUAAAGUUCUGAGUGCAUUGGCAAACGAACAAGAUAAAGAGCUUUUUUUGGAGGAAAUUGAUCUCAUGAAGCAGAUCGGCUGCCAUGUGAAUGUCCUUCGCAUGAUUGGUUUCUGGACCAGAUCUGAACCUUUCCUUCUGUUGUUGGAGUAUGUUCCAAAUGGAGAUUUGCUAACCUGGCUCAGGGAGAAGAGAUAUCAAAUAGACCCCGUGAAGUUCCCACAGCUUCAAAGCACUGAACGUCUGACAUCAAAUGUUUCUAAUGAAACUAAAGUAUCACAAGAAGAGCCAUCUGUUGGGAAAACCUCGAGUAACUUGGAGAAAAUACACGCAGAAGAAGAACGAUAUAAGAGUGAUCCAAAAGAAAUAACACAGGAUGAAAAAGAAAACGAUGAAAUCAGAUAUACAAAUGAUGACAAGGGAGAUGUUGAACCAAAAUAUUUGAAAGAGGAAAUUUUAGGAAAUAUAAAAGAGUUACCAAGUGAGAAAAUUGGCUUGGAACAAAAGGAGAGAGAAGAUAGUGGUUUGGAAUUGAAACCUCUCUUAAGGCAGGAGUGUCAUCAGCCUUGUGAUGCACCCAUAAAUGUAAACAGCGUGGUUGACGACUUCCAAGAAAGCAGUUCUAAUGAUACCACUUACGAAGCAUCAGAUACGAUUGCUAAAGAUAUGCUUAGCUUUGCAUGGCAGAUAGCUCGAGGGAUGAGUUACCUAUCAGCUAUGGGAUUCAUUCAUCGAGAUUUGGCGGCUCGUAACAUUCUCGUUGGAAAAGAUAAACUUGUCAAAAUUGCUGAUUUCGGCUUGAUGCGCCACUCUGAUUUGUACAAGGUGGAAAGGCAGAAAAAGCUUCCAGUGAAAUGGAUGGCACCUGAAGCGCUAAAAGACAGCAUCUACACCACAAGGAGCGAUGUUUGGUCCUAUGGCAUUCUUCUUUGGGAAAUAUCCACAUUAGGUGGUACACCGUAUCCAGGCACCAAAAACAGCGAAUUAAGCAGUCUCCUCAAAACUGGAUAUCGUUUGGAAAGACCUCAGAGCUGCUCAGAGGAAUUAUAUUCACUCAUGUUGAAUUGCUGGCAAGAGGAUCCCAGAAAAAGACCCACAUUUGAACAAAUGAUGGUAUCACUAGAAGAAUUAAUGAUGAAAGACAAUCCAUAUCUCGAUUUUAAUCAACUAAGCGAGACCCAUUUCUAUUACAACAUUGUGUCAUCGGUUGAGUCUUCUUCUGACAUGAUAGAAUGACAGAUCGAAUGUGAUAAAUGAUAGACCUAGCCCCUACAAAAUUUCGAAUAUCACACGAUGGAGCACAAAUGGAUACUUAAGAGAGAGAAAUAACUUUUAGAGAAAUACUGAUUUAUUUUCUAGUAUCAACUUUAUCUAUUGACUCUCCCACAGACGAGAGAAAAAGACGCGUGCGAAAAGUAAUGCAUUUUACUCUAUGGCUUUGACGGAUUGUUUAUUUUUGUUGGUUUUCCCCAAGUCUUUUUCUCCUGACUCAGUUAUUCAGGCUUUAAUUUUCGAAGUAGCAUUUUAAUGACAAGCUGACGCCGAUCUUUCUGAAAAUCAUCCACAAGUGGUGAUAGGAAUGCCAUUUUUGGACGCUUUCAAAAUGUCCACUUCUUUUAAACAAUCAAAAUUGGUGUAAUUACGUAACAUAUCUUUCUAUACAACAAAAAUACAACUUCGGACACGUGCUACCCUAUGCGUCAACUUUAAAAUGAGGGUUAAACAAAACCAUUUUUUUUUUAAAUGAGGGUCUUAUAUAAAUCGCUAGCCAAGUUUUUAAUGCGAACUACCCUAAACAGUCUUCAGAUGAAGACCCUAAUGUCAAUUAGGAAAACCGAGAGCAAUGUAAGAAAUAUCCUUUUUACAACAUCUCUCUCCUUUUCCUCAUUUGAAUACAGUCAUUGGAGAUAAAACUUUCAAAUCUCCAUUUUACUUUGUUUUUACUAUAUAAGCCUCAGUUUGAAAUUUGACGUCGGUCUGUACUUACGACCGGCUCAAUGGAAUCAAUGCUUCUACUAAGCAAGAACAGCUCGUCUUCUCAGUCUUUUAAGUGCUAUUUGAGAAAUACAACCUACUUUAAUUCAUAACACCCGAUUGUAAAUAUACAGGGGGAAAGAUUCCACACUGAGCAAUUUUGCCAUUUUUUUCUCCUGAUUUAAAGGUUAAUCAUGAUCGCCUGGUAAUAUUGCAAGGGGUAUCGUUCAAGUUCUCAUUUCCACGCUUUUCAUCCGUGAUAAGAACGUGAAAGAAAAUCCCUUGAAUGCUCAAUUUCGUUUGGUUAACUUGCACUCUCAAUCUCCAUCGGUUGUGAUGCAAAUCAUUUGUCAUGAGCCAGCAGGUACCAGUACACAAUUUGCUGAAGGAUGGAAGGAUCCAGAACAUUUCACAUUCUAUUGGCGUCUGCUGUGCCUCUCUCUGGAUCUCGUACCCGUAAGGGGAGGGGAGCGCAAAUUCCUCCGAUUCGUUUCUUACUUUAAAUCGCAGGUUUUAGCCUCAUACAAUCAUAAAUUAGCGAUAUCGUUGCCUUUUUCAGCUGAUUUUCUGUAAAAAAAACUAAUAUUUUCAAUCUGAAGCUUUAGACUGUUUGUAAAAUGGACGAGUUUGCCUCUGAACUUAAAACACGCCAGCUAUGAAGAGAGGCAAAUAUGUCGCGUUUCAUGUGGACCAUCAAUUAAAGGCCGUGCAGAGUAAAGCCAUCGGAUCCUUUACACGUCAUUGUUAGGCACAUAAAUCUCGACCUAUCUAAUAAAUUUUACUCAAUUUUUCUGUCAUAAAAGGCAUUGAUAAAAUAAAAUAUA
Messenger RNA from Pocillopora verrucosa, 4590 nucleotides. The record is from RefSeq and is a predicted model, not a curated record. Lineage: Eukaryota; Metazoa; Cnidaria; Anthozoa; Scleractinia; Pocilloporidae.